CUUAAGUGUCCGCUGCUAUCGCCGCUGUCUACAUUGUUUGAAGCUAUACUCGAGGGAGUGGACGUGUCAGUUCAAGAAAAGACACACGCGCCGAAAGAUGAUGAUGAGACACUGCAACAUGGGAUGUAAUAUCUUCUUCAUUGUGGCGUUCGCAAUAUCGUACGCCCAUGCACAGAACUUUUUCUAUAACUACGACUUCCCACAGCAAAGGCAUCCGUGGGAGGCACAGUACCACAACAUCCCGGUUAGUGUCCCCGCGCGGACGUACCAACGAGAAAAAGAACAAAGUGUGGAGGGUCCCGCCGCAUUCGUCGGCGAUGUGCCGUGGAACCGAUUCCAGCAGAGCUACAACCCUUUCGUGGUUGUACGUCGAACGUUCCCGGGUGGUAGCGUCAGCUACCCCGUGUGGAACGGAGUUGGCCAGCAGGCUGCUGCGAAGCCCGUCAUUCACGUCGAAAAUCGCGGCAACGUUCGCUGGAACCCUGUGGCCAAUCGCGCUCAACAUGACAGCGAGGGAGGUGGGCAAGAGGAGCAAAAUCGGAAGUCCAGCGGCCGUCAUGAUUACGGAAGUGACGUUUCAAGUCACGUCAACCACACGCGCAACGUCAGUAAAACGAGUUUUGUGGCUGAUUCUGGUACCGGUAAAAAUGGCUUCAAUUCCACGUUCUUGCUGAACGCAACUGCUUCUGGAAGACAGUUCAAUGCAAGCGGGUCCUAUAGGAAGCUUAACGAUAGUGUUUCUGCAAGCAGCCUAACUUCAACUUUUCCUCAGGACGAUCAUAACGCAACCGUUCCUGCGAGGAACCCAACGUCACCUAUCCUGGGGAGCAAUCUGAACGCGACUGAUUCUACAAGAAACCAAACUACGAUUACUUAUUGGACUAAGCAAAAUGGGACUGUUUCCACAGCAAAGCUAAAUAGAACUAUCUCUGAAAGGAAUCUAACGGAACAAGUUCAACAGGUAAAUCAUGCAACGAAUCAAAGCCGCGCCCUAAACGAUCUACUUAAACGCCAACGGGAGCAGGAACUAGAAGAACAUCACAAAGAAGAGGAACAGAAACCAAGAGAGCUCGGGGAGCAGCAGAAGGAACAAGAAGAGCAGAAACAGGAAACUGUACGAGAACACGAAAAGGAACAAAAACAAACAGACAAAGAGCUGGAGCAUCGAAGAAGGAAGUAUGAGGAAGAGCUUGAAGAGCAACAGAAGGAACAAGACAAAGAGAAGCAGCAAGCUGAGGAUGAACUCAGAAGGGAACAGCAACAAGCAGAGCAGGAGAAACAGGAAAAAGCGGAGGAACAACGUAGAGAGAAGCAGCAAGCUGAGGAUGAACUCAGAAGGGAACGACAACAAGCAGAGCAGGAGAGACAGGAAGAAGCAGAGAAACGACGUAAACAGAAACAGCAAGCUGAUGAUGAACUUCGAAGGGAACAGCAACAACUAGAGCAGGAGAAGCAGGAAGAAGCAAACGAACAGAAACAGGGAGAACAAAGCGAACGACAAAGACAGCAGGCACGACGAAAGGAACAGAGACAACAAGAACAACAAACAGAACAGCAGCAACGACAACAGAAACGGGAAAGGGUGCAAGAUUUCUUGUUUCCCGGAUUACAGCACCACGAUGUUAUGUUGGCUCGCCGAACGUUUCCAGGUGGCAGCGUUACUUUUCCGAUUUACAACGCGAACCAAGUUCAACGUAUCGCAAUAAACGAAGCUGUAAGACACCGGGCACCAUGGAAUCCUUGGAUCCCUGUCAUUCAGUCAGGCCCAUGGCAACAGCACCAGAGCAGAAGCAGUGAAGAAGGAUCACAUGCGAAAGGAGUGCAAUCCAGUGUGGAGCAGCGUGUGGUAGUUGAUAACCGUCAUCCUUGGAAUGCUGCACCUGUAAACGCUAGACAGCAGGACGCUCAGCGUCAGCAGUUCCUUCCAUGGCUGCCCACGGGUGUAGGACGUCAAACCUUUCCGGGCGGCAGCGUUACGUUUCCUGUGUAUCACGCAGAUCGUGUCUACCACGUUUCACGUAACCGCGAUGAAGACGAAGAGGACAAUGAGGGAAGGUGGCAGGUAAAUGAGGAGGACCAAUACCAGCAUCGAGGAAGGAACCAGAAGGAACAAGAGAAUCAGCAACAACAACAGUCCUUGCAGGCACACCACGGACAACAGCAACAAAAUCAGGCAGCGCUACAGGAACAGCUGAGUCAGGGACCGCGACAGGGGCAGCAGCACCAUUGGCAGAGCCAAUGGCAAGACCGUGUACAGGACCAACUGCAAAAUGAUCAAAAUCAGCAAGAACAGCAAGAGCAACAAAGGCAGCAAAAUGAGCAAAUGCAACAAGUACAACAGGAACAACAAAAGCAACAAGGGCAGCAACACGAACAGAAGCAGCAUCUGCAGAAACAUGAGAUCGUCUCGCAAUGGCAGCAACACGUGCUCCGCGCAGAGCAUCAGCAACUUCACCACCGACAGCAACAGGAUCAAGAAAAUGAGCGGCACCGGCAAAGGCAAAAUGACGAACUGGAACAACAAGGUGAACAAACGCAAGACCAUGAACAGAGACAAGGAGAAGAGGAACAACAAGAGCAACAACGACAGCAAGAGGAGCAAAUGCAACAACAGGAGCAAAGCCAACAAGAACGACGUGAACAAGGGCAGCAACAUGAGCAAAAGCAGCAGCUGCAGAAACAUGAGAUCGUUUCGCUUUGGCAGCAGCACAUGCACCGCGUAUAUCAGGAACCGCGCCACCGACAGCAACAGGACCAUUUAAAUAUGUGGCACGAGCAAAAUAAAAAAGAACACGAACAAGAAGACCAACAAAGGCAGCAGAAAGAGCAGGGUCAACAAGAACUGCAGGAGGAACAAAGGCUUCAGCACAAGCAGAGACAAAGCGAACAACGGGAACAAGACCAACAAAAGCAGCAGCACGAGCAGAGGCAACAGGAACUGCAAGAGCAACAUAGGCAGGAGCACGCACAGAUGCAGCAAGAAUACCAGGAACAAGACCAACAAAGGCAGCAGCACGAGCAGAGGCAACAAGAACACCAGGAACAAGAAGACCAACAAAGGGGGCAGCAGGAGCAGAGGCAACAGGAACUGAAAGAGCAACGAAGGCUGGAGCACGAGCAGAGGCAACAGGAACAACAAGACCAACAAAGGCAGCAGCAGGAGCAGAGGCAACAGGAACUGAAAGAGCAACAAAGGCAGGAGCACGAGCAGAGGCAACAGGAACAACAAGACCAACAAAGGCAGCAGCACGAGCAGAUGCAACGAGAACUGCAAGAGGAACAAAGGCAGCAGCACGUGCACCUCGUACAUCAGCAACUGCACUACCGACAGCAACAAGACCAGUUAUAUGAGCGGCACGAGCAAAGGCGAAAGGAACAGGAACAACGGGAGCAACAAAGGCAAGAGCACGAGCAGAGGCGGCAACAAGAACAACAGGAACGGCAAGACCUACAAAGGCGGCAGUACGAGCAGAGGCAACAAGAACAACAGGAACAACAAGACCAACAAAGGCAGCAGCAGGAGCAGAGGCAACAGGAACACCGGGAACAACAAGACCAACAAAGGCAGCAGCAGGAGCAGAUGCAACGGGAACUGCAAGAGGAACAAAGGCAGCAGCACGCACACCUCGUACAUCAGCAACUGCACUACCGACAGCAACAAGAGCAGUUAUAUGAGCGGCACGAGCAAAGGCAAAAGGAACAGGAACAACAAGAGCAACAAAGGCAAGAGCACCAGCAGAGGCAACAAGAACAACAGGAACGACAAGACCAACAAAGGCAGCAGCACGAGCAGAGGCAACAAGAACAACAACAAGACCAACAAAGACAGCAGCAAGAGCAGAGGCAACAAGAACAACAGGAACAACAAGACCAACAAAGGCAGCAGCAGGAGCAGAGGCAACAGGAAUACCAGGAACAACAAGAACAACAAAGGCAGCAGCAGGAGCAGAGGCAACAGGAAUACCAGGAACAACAAGACCAACAAAGGCAGCAGCACGCACACCUCGUACAUCAGCAACUGCACUACCGACAGCAACAAGAGCAGUUAUAUGAGCGGCACGAGCAAAGGCAAAAGGAACAGGAACAACAAGAGCAACAAAGGCAAGAGCACCAGCAGAGGCAACAAGAACAACAGGAACGACAAGACCAACAAAGGCAGCAGCACGAGCAGAGGCAACAAGAACAACAACAAGACCAACAAAGACAGCAGCAAGAGCAGAGGCAACAAGAACAACAGGAACAACAAGACCAACAAAGGCAGCAGCAGGAGCAGAGGCAACAGGAAUACCAGGAACAACAAGAACAACAACGGCAGCAGCAGGAGCAGAGGCAACAGGAAUACCAGGAACAACAAGACCAACAAAGGCAGCAGCACGAGCAGAUGCAACGGGAACUGCAAGAGGAACAAAGGCAGCAACACGAACAGAGGCAACAAGAACAACAGGAACAACAAGAGCAACAAAGGCAGCAACACGAGCAGAUACAGCAACGUCAGCAACAUUUAGCUAACGUUCAGCAGAUGCAACAGCGACGCAUUGAAGAGAGUAUCCGUCAUGCACCGUGGGCACGUCCAUUCGCAAGCCUUGACGUGCAGAACUCGUGGAACGGGAACGGGUUUCACCGUCAAUUACAACAAGCGCAGCCUUUUCCCAUAUAUCACACCGGAUCACAAACCGUCCAGUGGGGCCGACGUCCGCAACAGCAGGUCGUCGUUGAAUAGAGAAGUCCUUAUGUUCACGUUUCACAUGCGGAAAGGUUGGAAGGCCCUUCAAGAUUCUAAUAACACACUUAACGAACUCAGUUCUACAGGUUGUUUAGACCAUUUCGGUAUGAAAACAAAGGUGUUCAUGUUUAUUAAAAGGCAGACGAAGCGCUAGGAAGACGUGUAACCAGGGGCGGAUUUAGGGGGUCCGGAUGUCCUGACCCCCGCAAUUUCGGUCCCGUUACAUAGAGUUGCAAUUGACCUUGGUAGUGUAAUAGCAUGCUGUCCAAUGCAGGACCCCCACCCCCCUCAGAAACACCUCCACCCCCCUCCGCCUCUGCGUAACAGGAUAAUCGCAGGUACAUUGUCUGUAUCCAUAUUCAGGGAUAUCCAUACAUAGGUGACGUCUGUACAUUAGCCCUAUUUCUGCUAAAUAUUUCCGGCAUAGUGCAGCAGACUGAGCACAGUGAACGCAACCAAGUCAUAAGAUCUAACAUUACCAAAAGAAUGCAUGGGAGAACCUUUACUCCUUAUUCCUGAUCAGAGAUCCAAGCUCCGCAUGGACCAGAUCGAAGACGUAUGCACCUUUUCUGAAGUGUCGGUGGCCGCUCUGCAUGGCUAAAGCAUGAAAGGAGCGAUGAAGUGACAUUUAACGUGUCUCAUCUGUCAGCAAGGAGUGCAACAUCAGGAGUCACCAUGCAAAAUAUUUACGCUCUUCGGUGUGUUGUCACUGUGAUCAAAUUUAUAACAACAGUCGGAGAAGACAGCCACAGACACGAUCCCCGCGUGUGACGUGAAAAAGUCCCGUCUCGAGUGACAUGCCAGGGUACUACGCUAUACAUCCUGACGUUCCCUCCAGUGGGGUCACUAUGGGGGUGCGGGGGGUGCGGUCCGCACCGGGUGAAGCGACGGAAGGGGUGACGCGCCGCUCCAAUACUGCCGCAUCCUCCCGUUCUCGGCGGCACGAUGACGCCAAAACCAACAUGAGGAGCCUUGUCUGGUGUAAUGUGUUUAUUUAUUGCGAAUCGCCUGGUACGGAAAGGCAUCCGUUAACGGGGGCAUGGAGUGGUGGUGGUGGUGGGGGUGACGCAAAGAGCUUCCGCACCUGGUGACGCGUACCCUAGCGAUGCCACUGCCUCAUUCUUCGAUUUUUUUCAAAGUAGUGCGGAACAGAUGCCUCGCGCGCGCGUUCUCCUACGCCCAUCCACUUUCCACAGGAGCCCAUUUUAGUCAUCGCAAAAACAAAAAGAUCUCGCAGCCAAAAACAAAAAUAACACAUUUUGGUGGCCACCUCGGUGCUCCUCAUAAAGCCACUACGUCAUGUUAACUUA
This is a messenger RNA of Ornithodoros turicata, 6033 nucleotides long. RefSeq names its product trichohyalin-like. The coding region runs from base 98 to 4720 and encodes 1540 amino acids. The transcript has 4 exons. NCBI's taxonomy places the organism in Eukaryota, Metazoa, Arthropoda, Arachnida, Ixodida, Argasidae. The record is from RefSeq and is a predicted model, not a curated record.